UCAAAGUGAUUUUACUCGGAUAAACCAAACCAAAACAAACGGUGAAAAACAAUCAUCAUGGCUGAUGUUGCAGUUGCUCCGAAGAAGGCCAAGGCCGCUGCUUCCAAGGGUGCUAAGAAGGCAAAGAAACCCUCCACCCAUCCACCAGUCAAUGACAUGGUGCUGGCUGCUCUCGCAACGCUCAAGGAACGCAACGGAACUUCGCUGCAGGCUGUGAAGAAGUACAUCGGUGCAAACUACAAGUGCGAUGUGGCAAAAUUGUCUCCGUUCAUUAAGAAGUCGCUGAAGAACGGAGUCGCCAAGGGUGCACUGGUUCAGACCAAGGGCACCGGUGCGGCCGGAUCGUUCAAGCUAAAGUUGAAACCGAAAGCCAAGGCUUCUGGCGAGAAGGCUAAGAAGAAGGUGGUCAAGAAACCGGCCAAAAAGUUGACCGCUGGAGUGGCCAAGCCAAAGAAGGCAACGGGCGUCAAGAAGGUCAAGCCUGCUUCGGCUGGGGGUGCUAAGAAGAAGGCAACCGGUUCGAAGCAAAAGACCACCAAGCCCUCGAAGAGCGCUGCCAAGAAGCCAAAGACCCCAAAACCAAAGAAAGCUACCGGAGCAGCGAAGAAGGUUGCCAAGAAGUAAGGUGGAUUUCGGCGUUUUUGUGUCUCGGGGGUUUGCCGAAAAAUGGGUAAGGGUUUUGCUGUAUUUUUUUUUUUGAUAACAAUCAGUCCUUUUCAGGGCUACCAAAACGAGUUAUGAGAAAGAGUUAACAAAAUUUUCUGAGGUGGGUGGGUUUUGGUUAAAGCAAAUAAAUAUAUUUGAAAUAAAUGAAAGAAAAUCCUUGGAGUGAGAAGACAGAGUUACUGAUCGGGAACAUCAUCUCAUAGUUCGCAUUUUCAUCCCAACAAAAGGUCAAAAGAAUGGCAAUCAAUUGUAGGUUUCUAAUUUUUGUGACUUUCGACAGUGAGUACGCAUGGAAAAAUAACCAUAGAAAAUUAUGCUUUAUUUUUUUGUAUCUAUUCGAGAUGAGAUUAAUUUGCUACAGUGAGAUGGCAACUGGAAAUGUUAUGCAUAUUUUCUUUGUCACUUUGGUAGGUUACAAUUUGUACUGAUACUGACAUGAGCAUUCGUUGUAUUCCUAAAUGAAUUUUUCGUUUUUAUUGCCCCAACUAGAACAAACCAAAAAUUCCUCGUACCUUGGUAGAUUCAUUUUCAGUUAAAUGUUUUUUUUAGAAUUAUUUUAAUUCGUCAUUUAUGAGAAUUAAUGACGAUUUUAAUUACGAUUAUUAUCGUUCCUGGGCUCACCUGAGACACACAUUCCACUCAUAUGGUGCGCGACAAACAUGCUUUUUCGAUUGAAUUGAAAUUUUACACCGAAUACACGAGGGUUUGGAUUGCCUAUCUUGCUUUCAGUCGAAAGCUGUAUUCAACUAUUUUUUCUAAGAAAAUUAUUUAGCUUUUUUUAGUGGAAUGUUUUCACUGUCAUAAGACGAAUUUAGCACAAUUCCAUUUAAUUCCACCACCUCGUAAUACUUUUACUCGACCUCAACUGUAAGGUCGUCUUCAGUGUCUCGUACCUGACUCGACUAUUUUUUUCUGUUGAUAUUGUGUUGAGUCCUGUGUUAGAAUGUGUGGUAGGUAAUUGGCAUGGACAAUGCAUUGCCUAUUUUAUGAAUUUGCAUUUUGGAGUUUGAACGAAAUCGCGGUUUUUUUUUUCGAGAGUCCGUGCUUGCAUAUUUUUUUUCUGGUUUGAUAUAUUUUGAAUCUAAUUGAACACAUUUUUUCAUACCAACUGUUUUUUUUUAAUGCAAGGACAUUUUGCCACUAAUAUUUUCGCGCUAAGGCAUUGCAACCUACAUUACUACCAAUUCUUCAAAGGUUUGGAACUGUUUAUUGUGUGAUUCAUUCUGCCUUAUAAAGUGUUAAAGCAAAUCAGAUUCAAUUUAUUGUUAUGCUUUGAUAGAACAAACCAUCGUUCCAUAUUUCGAUUAAAAUCUGCAAAAAAAAAACUGAAAAUAAAAGCUUCAGAUAAAUUCUAA
Armigeres subalbatus is the source of this 2021-nucleotide messenger RNA. RefSeq names its product histone H1-like. NCBI's taxonomy places the organism in Eukaryota, Metazoa, Arthropoda, Insecta, Diptera, Culicidae. Bases 58 to 624 code for a protein of 188 amino acids. The record is from RefSeq and is a predicted model, not a curated record. Gene Ontology annotation, biological process: negative regulation of DNA recombination; nucleosome assembly; chromosome condensation. The transcript has a single exon. Gene Ontology annotation, molecular function: nucleosomal DNA binding; structural constituent of chromatin; double-stranded DNA binding. Gene Ontology annotation, cellular component: nucleosome; nucleus.